AUGGCCACACACCGUGAAAACAACGGCUUCCACAUCGACACGGUCGCCCAUAUCAUCCGCAAGACCCUCCUCAACGAGUACGUCACGCUGCCCCUCGCAGCAGCAGCGACCUGGCUUAGCCGACCGUCCUUUUCCUCCUCCUCCCCGGCAGCCACACACCUCGGCCGCAUCCUUGACGUGGUCUUGGCCUCCAACUCCGCAUUCGGCAUCAACCUCGACCUCGACCUCGCCCUCCCGCAGCUCGCGCGCCUGGCACUCUGGCUCGGUGGCACAGGCCUGCUCCUCUCGGCCAACACCCUCCUCAACAAGUGGGCGAGCAACAACUGGACCCCCUGUCUGCCGGGCGAGUGGGCGCACUGGGAGCGCGAGAUCGUCGUGGUGACGGGCGGCAGCAGCGGCAUCGGCGAGCACGUGGUCAAAGCCCUGCUCGCGCGCAACCCGCGCACGCGGAUCGUGAUCAUCGACUUCGCCCCGCUGUCGUGGACACCACCACCCACCACCAAAAACCUGCACUACUACCAAGCCGACCUAAGCAAGCCGGAGCAGAUCCGUGCCGUGUGCGCGCGCGUGCGCGACGAGGUGGGCGACCCGACCGUGCUGAUCAACAACGCGGGGCUCGUGCGCGGGCGGACCGUGCUGGAGGGCACGUACGGCGACGUGGAGGCGACGGUGCGGACAAACCUGACGGCGCCGUUCCUGCUGCUGAAGGAGUUCCUUCCCGCGAUGGUGCGGGCCAACCACGGGCACGUGGUCAGCCUGUGCUCGAGCAGCGCGCUGAUGCCGCCGCCGGACCUGGUCGACUACGCGGCCAGCAAGGCCGGCGUGCAGGCAUUGCACGAGGGGCUGGGCAUGGAGUUGCGGUAUCGGCAUGCUGCGCCGCGGGUGAGGUUGACGAAUUGUGUUUUCAACUUCAUCAAGACGCCGCUGGUUAGGGGAACGCCGACGCAGCCGCAGUUUCUGGCGCCGAUGCUGCAUGUUGAGACGGUUAGUGAGGCUAUUGUGGAUGCGCUGUACAGUGGGUAUGGAGGAGUGCUGUACCUGCCGGGGUUGAUGCGAUAUGUCGCCAUGUUGCGGGCGGCCCCGGAAUGGCUUUUCCGUGUGCUUAUCAAGAAUAGUACCGCCCAGUUGGGAGUCGAUCUCCGGGGGAGACAGGCCAUCGACGCGACUGGGUCGCUGCAGCAGGCCGAGACAAAGUAA
This is a messenger RNA of Chaetomium strumarium, 1197 nucleotides long. RefSeq lists its product as uncharacterized. Bases 1 to 1197 code for a protein of 398 amino acids. Gene Ontology annotation, molecular function: oxidoreductase activity, acting on the CH-OH group of donors, NAD or NADP as acceptor. The record is from RefSeq and is a predicted model, not a curated record. Lineage: Eukaryota; Fungi; Ascomycota; Sordariomycetes; Sordariales; Chaetomiaceae. The transcript has 2 exons.